AUGGAAGGCCUGGGGGAUGGCGACGGCAUGGGCUUUGACAUGCAACCCAUGAUGAUGAACCAGCAAUCUCGGCUCUAUGGAGGAUAUUCCCACGAUAGCUCACAAAUGUCCGUUCCUGGAGGUUCCAUCUACCCCGACGACUCAGUACUGGGCGCGGGGGAGGAUGCCAACGACGCGAAGAGGCGCCGCAUUGCUAGAGCAUGCGACAUGUGCCGAAAAAAGAAGAUCAAGUGCGACGGAAAGAUGCCCAAGUGUUCGCACUGCCUCAACUAUAAGACAGACUGUAUCUUCACACAAGUAGAAAAGAAACGAAAUCCACCCAAAGGAGCCAAGUACAUCGAAGGGUUAGAGAAUCGCCUGGGCCGUAUGGAGUCUUUGCUGCGACUAUCUGGUCUUUUAUCCGAAGGCGAUAAUGGGAAAACGGAUCUGGGCACGCUGGAGAAACGGCUAGCCGACCGAACGAACGCCUUGGAUGCGGCGAGAAAUGCGAACCAAUUUACAGCGCCGAGUGCAACCCACCCAGCUGUGGCCUCUCACAAUACCACACCCCGCAUGGAUUCGCAAUCCAGUCCACGAACCACCGCCGCUACAUCCCCCGAGUCUCAAAAGUCUGAGACGGAAGUGGAGGCCUUGUCGGAUAUGAUGUGCUCAUUGGUCACCAACAAUUGUGGAGAGACUCGAUAUAUUGGUUCUUCGUCCGGGUUUUCGAUCUUUUCUCCAAAAGGUAUUCAAUGGGUCAACGAGAAGACAGGGGAUACCUCUUUUCAAGAAAUGAUAUCCUCGGCGUAUGUUGAUGAUAAUAAAUGGAUGUACUGGAAGCCGGAGAUCUUUAGCGACAUCUUUGCUCGGAGGGUGUUCAAGCCUUUACCCCCCAAAGAGGAAGCUCUUUCGUUAUUCAAGGACUUCUUCGAGAAUUUCAAUUGCGUGUUCCCUCUGUUCCAUGAGGCGACAUUCAUGCAUUUAGUGGACCGACAAUACUCUCGCGACCCGUAUGAAGGCUCUGGAUGGUGGGCGAGUAUAAACGUCGUGUUGGCUAUUUCUCAUCGACUCCGGGUUAUGAGCAAUUUGGUGCCACAUGAGGAAGACAAAAAAGCCUGGUUGUACCUGAAGAAUGCCAUGGGUGUCUUGACAGAAUUGACGAUGCGAAAUACCGAUCUUCUGAGUGUUCAGGCGCUCCUGGGAAUGUCACUUUUCCUGCAGGGUACACCAAACCCGCAGCCUGCGUUCUUUUUGGUUGCAGCGGCUAUUCGUUUGUCACACAGCAUUGGUCUGCAUAAGCGGGGCUCGGGCUUUGGGCUAAACCCAGUGGAGAUGGAGCAGCGAAAGAGGGUCUUCUGGAUUGCCUACACUCUUGAUAAAGACCUUUGUCUACGAUCCGGCCGACCGCCUGUCCAGGAUGACGAUGACAUGAACGUUGACCUACCAAGUGAGGACCCACCAGACAACGUUGGUAAUGUCCCGCUUGCCGAUGGAGUGGGCAAGUUCAACCUCUUUAGAUCCUUAUGUGAGUUUGCCACUAUCGAGAGCAGGGUAUACAAGAAACUAUACUCUGCCAAGGCAUCUCGGCAGUCUGACGGUGAAUUGCUUAACACAAUUGGUGAGCUUGACAAGGAGCUCGAAGACUGGAAAGACAGUAUUCCCACGGAUUUCAGACCAGAGCAUGAGAUUCAAGCCACUCAUGGUCCUCUUAUCCUCCACGUUGUGGUCCUGCAAUUCUCAUACUACAAUUGUUUGACCACUAUUCAUCGAAUGUCUGUGCACCACGGUUACUGGACUAGUCGAUUAUCCAAUUACGCCAUUCAAGGUCUGAAUGCGCGACCAUUGAAUCCCAGGGUUUUCCUCUCUGCGGUUCUUUGCGUGACUGCAGCUAGGGCGUCGAUCAAUUUGAUCAAGUAUAUCCCCCAGGGCGAUUUUGCUUGUGUCUGGUUGAUUCUAUAUUACCCUGUGUCGGCUCUUGUUACUCUCUUCGCCAAUAUUCUACAGAACCCCAACGAUCCUCGUGCUCGGUCGGACGUGAAGUUGAUGAACGUAGUCGUCAAUUUUCUGUCCACCCUGGUUUCUGACGAGUCUAACGGUAGCAUCAAGCGAAUGCUUUCCCUUUGUGGCGAGUUCGAGAGGAUUGCUAAGGUAGUCCUGGACAAAGCCGAGAAGGAGUCUCACGUACGUAAGAAGCGAAAGAAUGCACCCGACGAUUCGGCCCCAUCACAGCGGGAAGAACACGGAGAAUCGACUACUACCCCAUCUGCCAAACCUCAAGCACCUCACUCAUCCACGCCUUUCACCCCGGCAAUGUUUACCCACGACCCUUCCGCCCCCACCCCUUCACCUAACACAGCCAAGAGCUACGCCGCCGAUCCUUCAUUACCUUCGAACACCGGGAUCCCUAACCCGAUGGCUGGUUAUGGCCAAGGUUUCUCAGAUAUGCUGAGUCCCGGCCUGGAUAAUGGCCCAUUCGGUGACCAAGCCCCCUUCACCAGUCCAAACGUGGCUCCUUUCCAACAACCCUUCGUCCCACAAGACUUGUGGCAGAUGCCAAUGACUCUCGAAUGGGACUGGGCGGACAUGUCCUCCAACUUCCCUGUCUUCGAAGCUGGAGACGGCAAUGGUCCGCCUCCGCAGUAA
This is a messenger RNA of Penicillium odoratum, 2622 nucleotides long. RefSeq names its product transcription factor atrR (gene atrR). Gene Ontology annotation, biological process: regulation of DNA-templated transcription; DNA-templated transcription. Gene Ontology annotation, molecular function: zinc ion binding; DNA binding; DNA-binding transcription factor activity, RNA polymerase II-specific. Bases 1 to 2622 code for a protein of 873 amino acids. NCBI's taxonomy places the organism in Eukaryota, Fungi, Ascomycota, Eurotiomycetes, Eurotiales, Aspergillaceae. The record is from RefSeq and is a predicted model, not a curated record. The transcript has 4 exons.